Molecule: messenger RNA, 1444 nt
Organism: Halichondria panicea
Lineage: Eukaryota; Metazoa; Porifera; Demospongiae; Suberitida; Halichondriidae
Product: guanine nucleotide-binding protein G(i) subunit alpha-like
Exons: 8
Coding region: 224-1288 (354 amino acids)
Biological process (GO): adenylate cyclase-modulating G protein-coupled receptor signaling pathway
Cellular component (GO): heterotrimeric G-protein complex
Molecular function (GO): GTPase activity; G-protein beta/gamma-subunit complex binding; GTP binding
Source: RefSeq, a predicted model, not a curated record
UUAAUGCACUAGCUACAGUGCAGUGUGUGAAAACACACCCUGCAUGCUCUAGAUUCCCUUUCCCGGCUGCUCUGAUUGAUAUUAAAAUUGAACGGAGACACGGAGUAGGAGCUACGAAGCUUACAACUACUAGACUAGUGUUAGACAUACAAGUACAAAGCCGAUCUAAAGAUCUAUCAUUUAAUUCGAUCAAGCUAGGAACAGGACAGAACUCCGGAGAGACAUGGGUUGUGGUAUGAGUGCUGAGGAGAGAGCUGCAGCUAGUCGCUCACACGAGAUAGACCAAAUGUUGAGGAGAGAGGGGGAGAAAGCAGCCAGAGAGGUCAAGCUGUUACUACUAGGUGCUGGGGAAUCUGGAAAGAGUACAAUCGUGAAGCAAAUGAAGAUCAUCCAUGAAGAUGGCUACUCGGCCGAGGAGAGGAGUCAGUAUAAGCCGGUGGUGUACAGCAAUACAGUGCAGUCGAUGGUGGCCAUCCUCAAAGCUAUGGAGAGGCUCGAUGUUAAGUUUGCCGACUCAACCAGACUGGAAGACGCACGACAGGUGUUCACUGUGGUCAGUCAAACUGACGAUAUCAAGUUCACCUCUGAAUUUGUGGGUCAGAUGAAGCGGUUGUGGAACGACCCGGGAGUGCAGAAAUGUUUCACUAGAGCAAGAGAGUAUCAACUUAACGACUCAGCUGAAUAUUACCUGAGCUCGUUGGACCGCCUGGGUCACCCCACCUACAUCCCCUCCGAGCAGGAUGUGCUCAGAACAAGAGUCAAAACCACUGGCAUUGUGGAGACUUUCUUCGGCUACAGAAAUCUCAACUUUAUGAUGGUGGAUGUUGGAGGUCAGAGGUCAGAGCGUAAGAAAUGGAUCCAUUGUUUUGAGGGUGUGACGGCCAUUGUGUUUUGUGUGUCCCUGAGUGCAUACGACCUCAUGCUGGCUGAGGACGAACAAAUGAAUCGUAUGACGGAGAGUAUGAAACUCUUUGACUCAAUCUGCAACAACCGCUGGUUUGAAGAGACAUCCAUUAUUCUCUUCCUGAACAAGAAGGACCUAUUUGCUGAGAAGAUAGUCAAGUCACCCCUCACUCUGGCCUUCCCUGAAUACACUGGUCCCAAUACUUACGAUGACUGCAAGAACUACAUCAGAGUGACGUUUGAAGAUCUGAACCGCCAGAAAGCCAAGAAAGAAAUAUACUCUCACUUCACAUGCGCUACAGAUACAGGGAACAUUCGAUUUGUGUUUGAUGCAGUCACAGACGUUAUAAUCAGAAAGCAUUUAAGAGAUGUUGGUUUGUAUUAACCAGUCAAUUAUUAUAAUUAUGAAUCAUUAACUCUUUACAAUUUAGGUGCCUCUGUUCUGUUCGUCUGUCUAUGAUUUGUGAAUUAGUCUGUUUAAUAUUGCUGCUUGUACUGUAUUAUGUACUAUGUAACGAUGGCAAUUUUCAGUAUUGAGAAA